This is a messenger RNA of Vitrella brassicaformis, 2652 nucleotides long. Lineage: Eukaryota; Vitrellaceae. The record is from the annotation of a GenBank genome assembly.
AUGUUGAUCGUUUCGGCCAGGGACGUCGCCUCCCUUCCGGCCCCCAUCUUGCCCCCAGUCUGCAUGCCGAUGAUUGCCGACAAGAAGGACCACACUGCGUUGCCGGUAAGAGCAUACGAUCCAGCGGUGGCCACUGCCAGAGGAGAAUCAUGCACCAUAAUCGUGGUCCGUGUCUGCGGCGUGCAUGCAGGUGUGGCAGCGCGUCGUCGCCGCCUCCCUCACCGGCCUGCUCUUCCUCGCAGUCAUCUGCAUCGAAUGGCACGCGUGGAACGCCCCCGAUGACCACAUCGCACCCAUGGAGACCCUCAACCCUGGGCCACCAGUGCAGCAAAAGGCCAAGUCGGACACAACACAACAGCCGCAGGAUGGCGUCUUUCGAAUCGCUCUGCAUAAGAAAGGCACCAAGCCGUCCGGGCAGGCGCUUCCCUCCACCCUUGGCCCAGCUCACCGCGUCCGGCCCCGGCCGAUCAAGCCGGCUCGUCCCUUUCACCCUGUCCGGCCGUCCCGCCCAAUCACCAUCCGGCCCUCUCAUCGUGCCGCCUUCCCGCCGCGACCGAGGCCCGUCGGACCGCGCCCGCACCGGCCACCACACGUGGGACCGCCUCAUGGUGUGUCUCAUUACGGUCUGCGGCGGCAACUGUCCGACAGCCGAGCGGCCGAUUUGAUCAUCAAGGAUUACUCCAAUGCGCAGUAUAUCGGUGAGGUUGAGGUGGGGAGUGAGAGGACGACGUUCCGCGUGAUCUUCGACACUGGCUCGAGCAACCUCUGGGUGCCAUCCAAGCUGUGUCGACGGUCGUGCAACGGGUAAGACCACCCUGCGUGCUGUCUGUCUGUCUGUCUGUCUGUCUGCCUCUCCCUCUCCCUCUCCCUCUCUCUCUUUGUCUCUGCACCUAACUGUCUUGUGCGUGUGUGUGAGUGCAGGCACGUUGUGUAUGACCACAAUGCGUCAGAGACAUACUCCUCUGACGGCCGCACCUUCCACAUUCAAUAUGGCAGCGGGCCAUGCUUUGGUGAGUGAGAGAGAGAGAGAGAGAGAUCAAAGCGAUGAGACAAGACAACCGGGGGACAAUCUUUCUCUCUCUCUACCCGAUCCCUGCACACUGCAUACAGGCUUCCUGUCGCGUGACGAUAUCAGUCUCGGGUCGAUUGCGCUCGCCAACAUCACUUUCGCAGAGUGCGAUCCAAGCAAGAUGCGCCAUUUCCCCACAUGGAUCCAUUGUUGGUUUUGGUCGUGGCGUUGGUGCGGUGUGUGCAGGGUGACAGAGGCGGGCGGUCUGGGCCAGGCCUACUCACGCGGGCAUUUCGACGGCAUCUUUGGGCUCGGCUUCCCCUCCCUGGCCGUCAGCACACACAACACAUCUGCACAAGUGUACCAUCCCCGUGCGCACUCUUCUGUUGGUCAGGUGGACGGUAUCGAUCCGCCCUUCUCGAUAAUGGUGGCACAGAAGCUCGUCACACAGCCAGGUAGAUAGCCAAGGCGGCAGACAAGAAAUCGCAGUGGCACACCUUUCUGCUGUGUGUGCCAAUAUGUGCAGUGUUCGCCUUCUACUUGGGCACUCAUGACGGCAUGGACGGCGAGCUGCUGUUAGGAGGUGAGACACAGCAGGCGAUUACCAUGAGUCUCCGCCUCUCAUGUGCUUGAUGAUUGGCGGCCACCUUCGUGCAGGUGUGAAUGAGGACCAUUACGAGGGGGACAUGACCUGGACACCUGUACUGCAACAAGACUACUGGGUAUGCAGUGCGGUGACAAACAAGCGAGAGUCGCCACCUGCACUAACCUGUGCCAAUCUGUCCCUUCUGAUUCUCUGCAGACGAUCGGUGUGGAUGCGCUGCUGAUCGAUACUGACCCCUUCCUGGGCGAGCACAAGGCCAUCGUCGACUCGGGCACAUCCGUAUUCGCCGGACCUCUCGACGCGGUAUGUCCGACAAAUAGACGGCAAGACAUGUAUGUGGGUCUUGUUCGUUUGUCGGUGGACAGGUCAGCAUACUGGCUGGUGCUCUGUCGGCGACGCCAUCUCGGUACGGCGCUCUCUAUCUGGUGCCGUGCAACGAGACACAGAAUCUGCUGGACAUCACUUUCAUCAUCAGUGAGCAAUCAUAUCAGGCCGUCGUUGUUCCAUUAUGUGUUUUUUCUCCUCUCUCCGUUUGCAGGUGGCAGGUCGUUUGUGGUCCGCCCUGAGGAUUACAUUCUGGACAUCGGCCUGCCUGACAAGUGUCUCUUCGCCUUUCUGUCCAUCGAGGUUAGCUGCCUCCACCAGACGGAUAAACCGAUGUGACAUGAGUGUGUCGUGCAGAUCCCGCCUCCCCGCGGCCCUCUGUGGAUUUUGGGCGACACCUUCAUGCGCCGCUACUACACUGUUUUCGACUAUGGCAACAAGAGGAUAGGGCUGGCCAAAGCAGCACAAGCUAAGGGAAGGAACCAACCAGCUGCUGGGAGCGAGAGCGAGGAGAUCAUGGAGUGAUAAGGAGGGCGUGUGUGUGAUAGACAGGGUGUCAGGCUGUCAGACAAAUGUGGGCUCUAAGACUUCAUUGUUGCAUAUGUCGAUUGGUUAGUCGACGCUAGGACUUCAUUGUUGCAUACGUUCGUCAUGCCAUACACGUCGAUUGGUCACUUGACGCUUAGAGACAUGAUCUCAUCCACGACUCUGCAAG